AUGCCUCCUGCACGGAAGUUGGCAGCAAGCAGACGGCAACCAGCAGAGUCGCCAGCCACUGAAUGUGAAAGAGUAAGGGCUGAAACGAUCAUGAGGAACAAUCGUGAGUUUCAGUCCCUUGGUAUUAAUGCAACAAAGGACAUUUUGAACAAGACCACUGCAGCUAAGAAGGCUAUGGCUCGUGAAAACUCUGGUUCAUUGUAUGACCCUGGAGAUAAUGAUGGUAGUGAAGAGGGUGUAGUUGAUAAGGUUUCACAGAAUGUGCCUUGCGACACCAUCGUUGCUAAUGGAGGAGCAAGAGGUCAAUCAAAUCACACUAUAGAUCGAUGGAAUAAAGGAAAAAGCAUGGGCAGAGACUUGGAUCGCAUAAGCCGAGGCUUAAACACUAGGAUUCCGGUGGUCAUUGCUGAAGGGAAGAAACGACCUGAGCCGCCUAUGCAAGCUGCAAAGUUGGCAUCAGAGGGGGGGAUUAUACUGAGGCAACAUAUACCAAUCUUUACACACUGGAAGGAGUACAAGGAUAUCAAGAACAAGGAUAUUCUUCCAGGCUACAUGGGCAAAAUUUCUAAUCAAUUAGCAAUUGAUACUGACAGCAAGCCAGUCAAAGAGGCAUGUGCUGAUUUGCUCAGGACUGGAACACGACAAAUGAGGUACAAUUUGAAGAAGCUUUACUUCAAUGGUGUACCAGCAGACAAAGUUAGAACAACAUCACCAUUGAAGAGUAUGACUGAUGAUCAAUGGAGAGAGCUGGUGGAGAUGUGGUCAAGCCCAAAGCACAAGGACAAGUGUGCAAAAAAUGCACUUAACCGUGAGAAAGUAAGGUUUCAUCAGAUGACAGGAUCUCGGUGCUAUAUUGCGACAACCCAUGCCUUGAAGCAAGAGAAAUAUAAAGAUGAACCACCCAGUGCGAUAGAUCUUUUCAAGGCCCUACAUUGCAGCAGCAAGACUGGGUUUAAUGAGUCUGCAAAGGAAGCUAUUGCUGAAAUGGAAUCCAUUGCUGCUGCACCUGUAGAAGACGGCCAAGUUGUAAAGACCCCUGCUGAAGUUGUUGCUCAAGUAUUGCCGAAAUCAAAAUUUCUUCAAAAUAUUGGCCUUCAGCUAGCAGCCCCCAAGAGAAGCUCUAAAGCCAUUAAUGAUGCACGGGUUAUAGAACUUGAAGCAGAAGUUGCAGCUGGAAAGCAAGACAAAGAAGAACUAAAGGAUGAGAUGGAGACUUUGAAGAAGAAGGUGGAGGAAUCAGAAAAUGAAAGACGCAGGCUGUUAGAAGAGACAGAGCAGUUGAAGAAGGCACAAGAUGAGUUGAAGAAGGCACAAGACGAGACGAAUGCUUUCUUUCGUCGCAUGUUCAGCAAAGAGUAA
This is a messenger RNA of Miscanthus lutarioriparius, 1359 nucleotides long. Lineage: Eukaryota; Viridiplantae; Streptophyta; Magnoliopsida; Poales; Poaceae. The record is from the annotation of a GenBank genome assembly.